This is a messenger RNA of Cuscuta epithymum, 2797 nucleotides long. Lineage: Eukaryota; Viridiplantae; Streptophyta; Magnoliopsida; Solanales; Convolvulaceae. The record is from the annotation of a GenBank genome assembly.
GUUUGAAUGGGAAAGGAACUCCAAACGCCAACGCGUCCCCCCUCCCCGGAUCACAGAAUCGACGACGCCCAGUCGCCCGCCCUUCCGCUCGCAUACACCACCAUUCUCCAUCCAAAACCUUGUAAAACCCAUUAUAUUUAUAACUAUUUGAAGCUCUUUCCGUUGCAGUAAGCUUCAAUUUGUGGUUGAAUGUACUGAGCUUUUAUUCUCUCCGCGCCAGUACGGCGGUCGCGUUGGCCGUUGGGUCGAGGUGGAUUUGUCGGGGAGAGAUGGACGCUUUCGACUUCUAAGUCCUGGACUCGGAUACCUGCCUGAGUUGAGACAGAAGAAGAGACGGACUGCACAUGGCAAAGCGCGUUUACGAACUCUGGAAAGGAAGCAAUAAGUUUUUUCUUGGCGGAAGGUUGAUAUUUGGACCUGAUGCAAGGUCAUUAUUGCUCAUCACUUUACUUCUAGUCAUUGUGCCUGUUGCUAUUUUUUGCGUCUUUGUGGCAAUACAUCUUCGCCAUCAGUUUUCACCUCACAAUGCUGGAUAUGCUGUCAUAGUGGCACCAAUUGUCUUUGCGGUUAAUGUAUUGAUGUUACUUUUGCUUACAUCGGCACGUGAUCCCGGAAUUGUUCCACGUAAUGCACAUCCACCGGAGGAAGAGUAUCGUUAUGACACAUCAACACCAGCAGAUAUCAGGGGAAGGCAAACACCCAGCCUUCAGCUUCCUCAAACAAAGGAAGUAAUGGUUAAUGGAAUUCCAGUAAGGGUUAAAUAUUGUGAUACCUGCAUGCUCUAUCGCCCCCCUCGUUGCUCUCAUUGCUCUAUUUGUGACAAUUGCGUGGAGCGUUUUGAUCAUCAUUGUCCAUGGGUGGGGCAAUGCAUAGGAUUGCGCAACUACCGUUUCUUCUUUUGUUUUAUUUCGUCUGCGACACUUCUCUGCAUCUAUGUGUUUGCCAUGUGUGCUUUCUAUAUUAAGGCAGUGAUGGAUGAUAAUAAAAGCACAGUGUGGAGGGCAAUCAAAGAAUCUCCAGCAUCAGUAGUUCUUAUGGCUUACUGCUUUAUUUCCUUGUGGUUUGUUGGUGGACUCACUGGCUUCCAUUCCUUCCUCAUCCUCACCAAUCAGUACAAAUCCGACAAGCUGCAGACUGGUGUCCAUGGAAGAUUAAAAAAAUGGUUUAAAUGGGGAAGGCUUUGGAGGCUACAGUUCAUAUCUUGAUAUUUAUGAAAGAUUUUAUUAAAAUUUGUUUUUGUAUUAUAAAAUAUUAUACUCCGUAUUUAACAAGUUAUAUACUAAAUCCUCCCAAGUUCACCUCGGAAGUCAAAACUCCUCCUUCCAAACAUCCCCUUAGGGGCGAGUCCCCUUCUGUGAGAGACCAUGAUAUCUGAGAUGGUUGAUGGGUGGGCCUUCAUGUGUAAUAUUGUUCCCCAAUGAUAUGACUUUUGGUUCUAUAACAUCACCUUUUGUACUGAUAAGCUCACUAAGUGAAUAGCAGCAUACCAUGAAUUUCAGCAUUGUGGUUUGGAGUGAUCCAUGUUGUUUAAGUUUAAGCAAAGUGAUUGCCAUUACCUUCAUUUUAUAUUUCCUCUCAGAGUUGUUCUCUCUUUUCAAUGCUAACCUGCCAUUUCUUAAGUCGGGUUUCCUUAAAUUUUCAGCUCUAGAGACAAAUUGAAUGAAUGCCUUGAUUUACUUAAAAAUGUGGACCUAUAUCCUGAAGACUCAUUUUUAUUAUUAUCUUCGAAAACAAGGGUCUGACACUCAUUUUUAUGGGCGCGCUAAAUUUAUGACCUACAUUGUGCUGUCUAUGCAUGGAUCUGGGAGAAAUAGGAACAUCGUUCAUUUUCUCACUUUUAUAUGGCUACACUAUACAUUCUGACGUGUUUUCGCUUUUAUACCCACCUCCAGACAACUUAUGAAAACUUCAGAUAUAGAGCAGACAACAGGGUCAACAUUUAUGACCGUGGCUGUUUGAAUAACGUGUAUGAAGUGUUUUGCACAGAAGUAAAGCCAUCCCGAAACAACUUUAGGGCUUUUGUGCAAGAGGAGGGGGAGGCACAACAAAGGCUUCCUCCUCUUCCUGUGCUGCCUACAACAGCUGUGCGAGAAGAUGAAGAAACAGAGGGAACAUAUCGGCGUACAGAGGUAGAAGAAGACGAUCUGGGCAUUGGUCAGGUUUCGUGCAUGGGGGCUGAGGGGCAACGGAUUUUGUACGACCACACCAAUGGAGCUUCAUCUUCUCGAUCAGGGCGGGGAGAGGAUCCACGCAUCGCCCAAAUGCAGCGGAAAUUGGAGGAGCAGCGACGCGCCUUAGAGGAGCAACGAAAAAAGGACGAAGAAACAAGAGCCCGGCUGGAAGUGAUGGAACGGAUCCUCAGCGCCGGAUUUCGGUUUCAGCCUCAACCGUAUAUACUGCACCCUGAGCAGACUCCUCAAGUUCCUCAUAUGGGCGGUUAUUUCCGUUCCAACUCCGCAUCCGAGAUGCCUUCACUUGGAUCUUUUCAGGAUGUCUCUUUCCAGAACUUAUUUCAAACAUCUGGAAGCAGCCAAGGAGGAGGCAGCCAAGGAGGAGGCAGUCGCGGAGGCACUCGCGGAUUCCAAAGCGAAGGCCAGGGUGGAGGUAGUCGCGGAGGCAACCGAGAAGAAGACGAGACCGAAGAUGAUUAUCUAGAUUAUGAUGAAAUUGGAUAUUAUCAUAACGGUCGGAAGAGUAUGUAAUAAUACAUUUUUAAUUUAAAUUGAACAUUUCUAGUCUGUUUAUUGAAUGCGUAUUCUAGUCUGUAUUACUUUUAUUCCAGUUUGUUAAUUCUACA